Messenger RNA from Acipenser ruthenus (sterlet), 4479 nucleotides. RefSeq names its product CKLF-like MARVEL transmembrane domain-containing protein 4. Gene Ontology annotation, cellular component: membrane. The record is from RefSeq and is a predicted model, not a curated record. Bases 823 to 1461 code for a protein of 212 amino acids. NCBI's taxonomy places the organism in Eukaryota, Metazoa, Chordata, Actinopteri, Acipenseriformes, Acipenseridae. The transcript is spliced from 4 exons.
AAUAGCAGUCCGUUUUCCUCUUGCAAUGCUCCUAGUAAAUAUCUAGUUCUACAUACCAAAACAGGCAAUUUAAGAUACCGGCGUAUUAAACUAUUUUAUAAUCUGAGUGUUUAUUUAAGUUAUUUCGGGGUUUGUAAAUUGUAAGAGGACUUUUUUUUUCGUGGAGAAGAACAAUCGCAGUUUGCAGGGUGGAAGAUAGACAAGCUCACAUUUGCAAUAGCAACAUUACAAUUUGCAUCUGCACACUGCGAGAACGAAAGAGACGCGCUGUGGACUGGAGGAAAACAACAAAAAGGAAAACGCGAUUUUCGGUUGUUUUUCAGAAAGUGGCAGAAGGGGAGGCAAUGAGACUUGUUUUAAAGUAACAGGAGUGGAAGAAUUGUAAAAAUAUGAGGUUGUUUAUUUUUGCACUGGUGAAUUCGAUGGAAGAGUUUGGAUGUUGCUGCUCAUGUUGAAUUUGAUCGAAUCUACAAGUGUUCCAUAUGUUUAUGUUUCGUUAUAUACACUUUGUGCGUUUUUUUUUUUUUUACAGUAACGCAGAUUGAAAUACUUGAAUAAACAAAAACGAUCUUUACUCAUUAUAAUACAAAGAAGAAGAAGAAAAAACACUUUUCUCAAGGGAUUAACGUACACCACGAUUCAAACGGGUUAGAUGUGCUGAUAGUGAACAAGGAUCUAUAGUGUACCGCACACCUUUGUUUUCAUAGUGCGAUAAAGUAGGGGGGACUUACAACAGCGGCUAUUGUAUGUUUAAAAACCUAAACCGCCUCUAAGUUUAAUCAUUCGUAAAAUUGUUGUUUGGACACUUUUGGCAAGGAAACCAUGCGGGAUAACGAGGAUGGGGAAGGGUUUGAUGGCGAGGCCUCCAAUACUUCAAUGAUUUCGGGGGCUAGUAGUCCGUAUCAGCCGACUACCGAGCCGGUCAUUCAAAGACAUGGGCUGGGCGGGAUGAGGUGGGACACGGACUACCUGAAGUCAAACUUUGGCAUCUUAAAAAUCAUACAAGUGGUUUUGGCACUGAUUGCCUUUAUUUGCAUAGAGACCAUCAUGGAGUGCUCUCCUUGUGGAGGGCUGUACUUCUUUGAGUUUGUCAGCUGUAGUGCCUUUGUCAUCACCGGAGUGUUACUGCUGGUCUUCAUUCUCAACCUACACACUAAAGUACCCCAGAUCAACUGGAGCCUCACAGAUCUGGUGAACACUGGAGUCAGUACCUUCUUCUUCUUCCUGGCAUCGAUAAUGCUGGCAGCUCUGAACCACCGGACCGGUGCCGAGGUCACUGCAGUGGUAUUUGGUUUCCUUGUUACUACAGUCUAUGCUUUCAACACAUUCCUGGCUGUGAAGAAAUGGCGGCAAAGCGACCAGCGACCGAGCACAGUGCAGACCAGCGAAUACACGCGCGCCCGGACAGAGUCACGAGGGGAAGUGGAACCCCGUAUAGAGAUCCAGCCUCUCGAGGCCUAAGGGUUAACAACCGCCUUCAGCACCUCACUCCACAGUUCACUGUUGUGUCGGAAGCUAGAACUAAGCCACUCAAUUACCUGCCAAGAACCACAAGUUUCCAUUACGGUCAAACAAAGUGAAAUGUAUGUUUGUUCCGAAGUAAAAACCUGAGAAAAUCAAUCCAGUUUGUUUUGCUUUUGCAUGGCAUUUGUUUCCCCUAAACACUGCGUCUUUGUUUCCCCUAAACACUGCGUAUGUGUCUUUGUGUGCAGUUCACACUGGGGGACCCUUACCUUUAAGAAUUCGGCACAUAUGCUUUUUUUUAUGGCUGUCAUAUUUUAUGACUAAAAUAAAAGCCUUUGCUGAGUCUGUUUUAUAACUCAUGCUAUCAAGAAAGAUGUCUAACCUUAUAUUUUAUUAUAUAUUGGUUUUGUACAUAGAAAUAUCAAGAGUUUUUAUGUGUUAUGCCUAAAUUCAUGGUAGACAAGGUGUUAAUGUAUUGUUGCCUGGAUACUGCGAUCUGUCAAGGUUGCCAGCCACUACUGGACAGUGUUAGGCCUAAACAUGUUUUUAAUUAAGUAAUACAAAUUCUACAGAAGCUGCUGUAGUGACACAGAAAAUGAGGAGAGAUGUCGUAGCUGUAGUGAAAAUGCCCUGAAGGGACCAUCUCACAGUACUUAAUUUCCUUCAUUUGUGUUACUUUUUAAAAUGAAUUUCUAAAUAUGAAGGACUUCUUAGCCGCCUGUUGGUUAGUGAGGAUUUUAAUAACUUAACUCUAGGUUGUAUUUACUUUAGGGUGUCGCCUAUUCCAGUGCAUAUAAAACUGUGUUCCCAAUAUAACAUGUUUUGAGGCAUUAUGUAAUGUAACCCUUUAAACAUUAAGAAAGUGGCUUACUUCAUGUUUUUUUUUUUUUUUUUACAAAAUGGUGACAAUAGUGUUUCACCAGCCUUUACAGAGUUUUAUAAUGACUUUAUAUGAUGGCCUUUACAUUGGUUGUGCUAAUGUUUUUACAUUUAACUUUUCUGGCUUUUGAAGGUUGUUUUGAAGGAUUUGGUUUUUUUUAAAAUGUUUUUUUGCCUUCCCCUGUCAAUCAUAUCUGCAAACAAAUUAUGAUUUUUAACAACUCACUGUCACUGUAGAAAAUAUCGAUAGUGUGUUCUGUGCUAGUGGCUGUAGUUGCUGGAGCGUGAUUGAAAUUGAGUCAGUUUUCCUUGUUUCCCAGUAAUACAGUGUGUGCUUUGGACACAAUGAUUAUUAGUGGCUGUGGUUGCUGGAGUGUGGCUGAAAAUGAGUCAGUUUUCCUUGUUUCCCAGUAAUACAGUGUGUGCUUUGGACACAAUGAGUAUUUGUAUAUAUUGAUUCAGUUAAGGCUGCAGGAACCGGCAGUAAGUUAGUUGCAGUGACUAUGUAUUUAUUGGUCUGUGUAUUCUUAAUCAUUGAAAUUAUUUGAAUGCAAAGUCUGUCUUAAAGGAUUUCAAAAACGUUUCUUGCUUCACGUAGGGUGCCUUGCAUUUUGGUUCUAAGCACUGAGGAUGUUGGUUUCAAGUUCAUGAAUCGAUGUAACCAUGUUUCUAGGUAUUUUGUUGUAGCUCUCUGUUUAUUUAAAACACUAUCUUUUUUUAUCAUCAGUAUUUUAAAUCUAUUUAUUUCUUUUUUUUUUGUUUUUAUUAAAUGAUAUUGCUUUGAAUAUACAACAAACCAACUGCUUUCAGAAGUAGCAUUCCUUGCCUGUGUUGAGCAGUUAUAGUCUUAUUUCUGGGUAAUGUCACUGAUAAAAUAAAGCAGGAAUUCUAAAAGCCAUUUACUCCAAUCCUAUAUAUUUUUUAUGUCAUUAUAUAUCAGUUUUGUGCAUAAAAAUGCCCAGCCAGUUUUUUUUGUUGUUGUUAUACCUAAAUUCAUGGGAGAGAAGGGUUUACAAUAAUGUUAAGCAGUUAUGUGUCAUUGGCCAUUGGUGCUGCAAAACUAGAAGAAGUAUGUUAGAGCCCUUGAAUUAGAGUUGUUUAUUUCAAGUUUUGCAAUGUUAAUAGGUGAUGGACUAAAUACACACACACACACACCAACUGCUUGUAGUUCAUUGAACACUCCUGUAGGAUGUUGCAGCAGUCCCAUUGUGUAUUGAACACAAUGAAUGUAACCUGUUAUAAACCUGCCCACUGAUAUUGCCUGAGUUUUGUUCAACCCUGUACAGGCUACUAGUUUAUACUGGUGCAUUUGAUAAGCUAUCUUUACUAGCUUAUUUGUACUAUGAUGGACGAGGAACCAACCAAGGGCAGCUAUUUGGAAGAAAGUGUGAUUCCAUUCACUACCACAAGGGGGAGUUGUUAGUUGUAUGCAGUGUGUACUGUAUGUAAUAUACAGGUAUGCAUCUAUAUAUGAAAACAUUUUUAUCCUUGGCAUUAAAAUGUAAAACUGUACCAUGUCUGCACACACUCGCACACAGUCUCUGAUCAUCUUUUUUCACUUCAUUCUUGCAUUCAUUCGUUCAAUGAUACUUAAUUCUAUCACCUUUCAGACAGUUUUGUAUGGACAAGCCUACAGUUUGGUAUAAAACAUGUAAAGAUUCAGAAAUAGUUAUUCAAAAGCUUGUUUUAGAAUUUUGAAAAGUUUACAUAAAAAAACUUUCAUUGUGCCUCUUCUUCCAUGUAAUUCUAUUUUUAUAAACAUUCUCACCCUGAUACUGCACCACAUGUUUCUAUGGCAGAGAAUUGUACAUUUCCACAGUGUUUGUUUGCAUUUUUGUUGAGGGUGUAGAGACGUGGAUGUAACAAUGAAGUGAACCUUAAAGAAAAUCUAAAAAAUGUAGUUGGACCAACUUGCCAAAUGGGUUACUUUUCAAGUACAUUUUUUAGUUCUGGUAUAAUGUAGGAAUGCUUCUCUCAUAGUGAAUUUCAGUGGUACUGAACCUUUUCUCUCUCUGAAACAGUGCUGAUGUCUGGAUUUUUGUAUUUGUAGAAGUUUUAAUAAUACAGAUCACUGGUUACAUUUCCUUUGUUGUUUGGGAUGCCUCAUUGUCUUUCAAUAAAUGUAUUCUUGUCCCA